UGUUGUUGGCACAAGUGGCUGAUUCACGAGUUGUUUUGCGGUUCGGUUCCGCUCCGCUAUGCGCGUGUUUCGCUCUUGGGUUUCAGAAGCGUCUCCUCGCAAUCAUCACAAACAACAUACGACGGACACAAUGGCGGUGAACUGGUGCAGCCUGCGCCUCGGCGGCGGUUCGUUUCACCGGCGGAAGCGGCCGACCGGGCGGCAGGUAGGACUACACGCGCAGGGAGCAUGCCGCUAGCAGCAUGGCAAGCUCACCGAGCGGCGCCGACGAUCGGCCCCACUGGUCGGACUUCUGCGAGAAGCACGCCCGAGUGGCCGCCGCUGAAUUCGCCCACAACUACCAGCUUUUCGUGGCCGAUCACCAAGAGCUGGCCCGAUCGGCGGAGUUUCCCGCAUUCGGGCGCCGUUUUGCCGAAGUGUUCCAAGAGCACUUCGAGGCUGAGGUGCGAAGACGCAUCGACGAAGGAGCGAGGCCGCUGAGCACAGCCAGCAACGGCGGCGGCUCGCAGGAGCCGCUGGGUGCAGCCGCGGCGCCCAGGGCUGUGGCCAAGACGCCGAGCAGCGCGACGUCUUCGCAAGACAACCUGCGCUCGCUCGCCACCGUCAACCACGAGGACUACAGCGAUCUCUCCGAAGGAGAAGCGUCGCCCAAGGCGCACCAUCGGCUUUUCUUUCGGCGUCUUUCGUUCAAGGGCUUGAAGCGUGGCAAGGGCCUUUUCCACAAGCAGCACUCGGACGAGCUCGAGUUAUCGUCGCACGCGCCGCCCCACCACCACCAUCACGGAGAGCGACGCAGUAAAGGCGACAAACAUCAUCACCACGACAAGGCCAAGCUGAGCAAGAUUAUCGUCGAGCACGUCAAGGAAGGGCUCGUCAACUACGUGAGCGGCGAAAACAUAGACGGCCGUCAGAAGUGGGAGAAGUGCCGGUUGGUGCUCGUCAAAACUGUCGGUGGAUACCUGCUCGAAUUCUACGCACCGCCCAAGUCCCUAAGGCCACGGAGCGGUGUGUUUUGCUACCUGAUCCACGACGCCAGGGAGACGACUGCUCUCGAGAUGCCGGACCACGAGAACACCUUUGUGCUCAAGGCUGAGCAUCAAAUUGAGUACGUUGUGGAAGCACACGAUGCCGAAAGCAUGAAGUCAUGGCUGUCUACGAUCCGGUACUCUAUGCAGCACCUAGGUGAUUCAGCUGAUGAGAACAUAAGGCCAAGGUUGACGACAUCACCGUCCGAGUCAUUGGCGAGGCUUCGAGAGCAGCAUGCAAAUACCAAAAAAGGCCCUGCCGAGGCAACUACCGUUGUCACUCCGAGCGAUCUUCCUGUAGUUCGUGCCGUUGGAAGUGGGAGUGACGGUGGCGUCACGGCGUUACCACCGUCCGUCACCCCGGUCGUAGCUGUGGCUGGAGGAACCGGCAGUGGCGGUGGGGAGACCGCGGCAACGUCGCCACCCGCCGUUGAUGGCGGUGCGUCCUUGUCUGGCGGAGAAGGUGGCGACUUGUACCAGUCACUACGCGAAUAUCCUUGGUUUCAUGGGACACUGUCGAGGAGCGAUGCUGCCCAGUUGGUGUUGCGCGAGGGUCCCCUCGGCCACGGCGUGUUCCUUGUGCGGCAGAGCGAGACGCGGAAGGGAGAGUGUGUGCUCACCUUCAACUUCCAGGGCAGGGCCAAGCACCUGCGCAUGACGCUGAACCCGGAAGAGCAGUGUCGGGUACAGCACCUGUGGUUCGAAACCAUCUUCGACAUGUUGGAGUACUUCCGGAUGCACCCUAUACCGCUCGAGUCUGGUGGCUCAUCGGACGUGACGCUGACGGACUUUGUGCUUGCUCCUGGUGCGACUGGCGGCAAUGAGGGAGAGCUACUCACCUACGGCGGCUCUGUGCGCCUUCACUCGUCCUCGCUGGACAACUUGCAAGCUGCCCAUUUGCCGCACGGCCGCGCUGUUGAGAAUACCUAUUCCUUCGUCUGAAAGGCAUUUGGCACUGUCAUCGUGUUUCUCGGGAAUGCCAGGACUGGUUCUUUAAAUGUGCUUUUACCUGGAGCUGGAUUUCGUUUCCAGCCACACUGAAGUGUGUUGGGGAAACACGAAAGGAACUCGCCAGUUUCUUCGUUCUGCACACAUUGCGUGCUUUGUGGUUGCUGCUGGUGAAGUAAGUCGAGACGUCUUACCAUCUGCAACAAGCUGAGCUUGUUCGCAAUGCACUUGAACAAUUGUGAAGCGAAUGCGCAUUUGACUUUUGCUGUUUGUGCAGUGCAGUGUUACGAAAGCUCCUGUUGGUACUGUAGUGGCAACGUUACAAGUAUAUUUUGCAAGUGCUGCUCCAAAUUUUGGUACUUUUAAUUGUGGACAAAUUGUGAAUAAGUUUGCAGCUACUCAGUUUUGGCAGUGUGUGUUCUGCUACUGAAGCAAAUACUCCCUCUCCAUGUUGAUGUGAAUUCUGCCAGACUUCUACAGUCAAGUCUGUACUUGUCAGUGUUCACAUUAUUCCAUCAUCCCAAGCAGAUUCAUCGAAAAAUAGUUGCAUGGUGUUGUAUGUUGACGCUGUUAGAAGCUUUAGGAUGAUCUGCAGGAAUAUUUGAUGCACCGAACCUGGAAAAGCAUCACACCCACAAGAAUUGCCGCUAUGUGGGGCCGGGCAGUAGGCAAAAGUUCCUGCUUGUUUUCACUGUCAUCGGCUUUCACUUCCAAAGGCUCGCUAGUAAUGGCCAGCGGCUGCUCUUGUGAAACUUGAAAGUGGCCGCAGGCUCAUCGCAAGAAGGGCUGCAGUUUUCCCCAUUUUGCUCAAACGCAAUUUGUCAUAGCCACGUGCAGUUCACAGGCUUCCAGAACAAUGAGCCUCGAAAAUAUGAACUUAUUGGCAAUUUAUGGCCACACAGACUAAAGGUUGGUGCCAACUCGUGGAGCUGGCAUUUAGUGGGACAACCGCAUUUAAACACGAACAAAGUUUUCGGGACACAUCUGGUGUUUUGACGAGAGUGCUUCUUCAUUGAAAAAUAGGUAGAUGAGAAUGGUUGUACAAAGAUUGUGUUGCUACCUGCACAGCCUUCUUAGGGCACCUUAUAAGCGUUUAUAUGUACUUGCUUAACGAAUACUGUUCGAACAACGAUUACUGAAGAAGUGUGCAGCAACUUCACUUGGCCGAUGCGUGCGCACAGUUUUCACUUUAACAAAGCAGGGACACUAAAGGCUUACUGCAAUGAAACUUCUAUUUGGUUAAAUUUGUAAUCGGUGAGCAGUCACUACCAUAGCGAUCAUCAGCCAUGGUGGCAUCAUUUUUCCAAGUGUUGAUAUCUCGAUUUACUUUUGAGAGUCUCCCGUGAUGCACUCGUAUUCUAAACAUAAAACAUUGUACGCAGGACCACUUUGUGUCCCUCCUAUUUAAAUCUGGACCUUUACAGGUCCCAAUAAUUUGUUGCAGUUUGCCUUUGAUGGUGUACAAUGCAAAACGGGUGGUCCAUUUCGCACUGCUCCACAUAAUGAAUGUUUCUCAAUCGACGUAACGAAACACCAGAGCUUAUCGAGGUGCGCGUGCUUGCUGUUUUGACGAGGGGCAUUGUUGUGCAGCGAAAUAUUUACUCUGCGCUGUGCACUUCCACACCAUGUGGAAGUGUGUUGUUUCGAGACAGCUGUGUGUUCGAUGGCUGUUUUUUUUUUUUUUGCUGAGCGAAUACAAAUUGAAUAACGUGUUACGACGAAUGCUGUUAAAAAAGAUCUUGUGUCCUCUAGUGUGCAUAGCUUACAGUAGAGCGGAUGCAAGAUUGGCAUGUCUUGGAUAAGAAAUGAAUGCUUCCUGCCCGAUCGAGGCUUCAACAUGACCUCUCGGUCACAACCGUACUGUGAUUAUAGCAUCGCCUGAAGGGCGUUUACCGUAGAGGCUUUCAGGUUAAUGCUGUAGUGAAAAAAUAUAUGAAAGGUAAACUCGCAAAGACGGCUGAACAGUCACCAGCUAGCGCGGUGUGUGUUCUUUACAUGUCCAGUUACAAAACUCUUUUGCCAAGCUUUACGAUGUGCUUGCUGUUUGCACGUUGCUGUGAACUUAGUUUUGUGAUGGUCCUUACUCAUAUUGCUGAGGGGAGACUGUUGCUACAUAUAAGUUGAGCGAUGUCAUUAUUAAGGCUGGAAAAAAAUUUUCAAACUUAUUGUUUGGGCUUGUAAAGAAGCAGUUAAAGUGUGUGAUAAAUGGCAUAAAAAUAAUUGCUGUAAAUUUUAUGUAAGAUGUGGGCUGCCUUGCGCAUACAACGACGGACCACAAGUGUUUGCGAAUGGGAGUUGCCAAUGUAUGAAUCCGAUGAUUUCCAUCUGCAUCAACUUCAACGCACGAUUCCAAAUUCAAAGCUCUGCUGCCAAGCUGCAACAACGUUUUGUCAUUUCACUCCUCCCAUAACUGAAAAGCAUUUGUGAUUAUGUGUAACUGUCAUUCGCACAUAUUGUCCUAAAUCACAAAUUUGAAGCGGAGAAGUGAUGCGACCUUAAAUCGAUUUAGAAAAAGUAAACUUUGACCUGCAUUUGUGCAGGAUGAGAGGAGACCCCUCGCUUGCUCAACAUGUAUGCAUUGUUUAAUAAGUGUUUUUAACAGUCUACCUAGCAUUGAUGCACCUGGAUGUUCCUGAAUGCUAGUUCUUUCAGUCGCAUUAAAAUGUCCAAAAGUCA
Molecule: messenger RNA, 4649 nt
Organism: Rhipicephalus microplus (southern cattle tick)
Lineage: Eukaryota; Metazoa; Arthropoda; Arachnida; Ixodida; Ixodidae
Gene: Lnk
Product: SH2B adapter-like protein Lnk
Biological process (GO): intracellular signal transduction
Cellular component (GO): plasma membrane
Molecular function (GO): transmembrane receptor protein tyrosine kinase adaptor activity
Source: RefSeq, a predicted model, not a curated record